Messenger RNA from Amphiprion ocellaris (clown anemonefish), 2634 nucleotides. It is a transcript of the gene thap12a, whose product is annotated as THAP domain containing 12a. The record is from RefSeq and is a predicted model, not a curated record. NCBI's taxonomy places the organism in Eukaryota, Metazoa, Chordata, Actinopteri, Pomacentridae. The coding region runs from base 80 to 2236 and encodes 718 amino acids. The transcript is spliced from 5 exons.
GGCUGGCGUUACCGGUAGUCUUUUGCUCUCCGCAUAACAAUCUGACAGGAAAACACCGAGUUUAUGAUAAAAACUUAAAAUGCAGAGUCAGUGCGCUGCGCCAAACUGUACCAGCGGAAAAUCUGAGGUUCAGCCGCUCUUCCGGUUUCCACGUGAUCCCGAAAGGUCCAAGAAGUGGGUUGAAAAAUGCCAAAGGCAAGACCUCAUAGACAAACCAGCAGAGCAGCUGUACAGAUACUACAGACUUUGUGGAAAACAUUUUGAAACAUCUUUGAUUGAUACUGAAUGUGAGAGCACCGUAUUGAAGGAUGACGCUAUACCAACCAUUUUUGAUGUGCCAAACAAACCUCAGAGUGGACAGAUGAAGCGCGGUAAAGAGCCGAUCAAAGAUAAUGAAGUGGAGAGUAAAGGGAGGAAAAAAGUCAAAAAGUCUCAAGCAGAGACGGCUAAAGAAGAUGUCCAGACAGUAUCAGAGCAGGACGAAUACGAAGAGUAUCUCAAGUCAUUAUUUGAAGUUCUUCUGCUGUUGGGAGAACAAAGCAUUCCUCCUCCAGGGCCUGCUCAUAAUAAAGAAGAAGGUCUCGGGUCCAGCAACUUUCAGGCAUUGCUAGAGUAUCGCAUGAACUGUGGAGAUGAAGUCCUGAAGAAGAGGUACGAUGUGAAUAAGGAGUGCUGCUCCUCUGAGGAGCUCAAUCAGCUGAUUGAGGUGUGUGAAAAAUACAUCCGCAGUAAACUGGUGGAGGAAGUUAAACAAAACAGCUUCUUCUCAUUACUUACCGAUGAUCUGGUGAAGAUCUCUGGAGGAUGGUUCCUCCCUGUCUUUCUCCGGUACGUGGACCAGUCUAACUGCCAGCAGGAGAGGUUUGUCGGGUUCUUGAGCUUUGAAGGACAUGGAGACGCCCUGGCAGAGAGGCUGCUGUCUGAAAUGACUGACAGAUGGGGUUUAAAUAUGGAACAGUGUAGAGGUCAAGCCCACUCCUGCUCUGCAACACAUUUUAGCCAAAUAAAAGCAUUUGCUUCCAAACUGAUGGAGAAGUAUCCGAGGGCAGUGCUUACAUUGAGGGCUACUCAAACCUUGAACAUGUCUUUGGCCAACAGUAUGUCUUUGUCAGGAGUUCAGCUUGUCAUGUCCACGCUUAAGAAGAUCGAGUCUUUCUUCAGUCAGUCCUCUUUGCUGCAGCAGGAGCUUGAGCACGCCAUUUCAAUUUUCUACCCGGACAAAGAAGAGAAAGCCAAUGAACUGAAGGAGAUCUGUCAAACCGGCUGGACCAGGAGAGACGAUGCAUUCGACACGGCAGUGGAAAUCUUAGAGGCACUGCUGCUCUGUGUGGACAGCGUGCAUGACAACGAGGACAUGAGGUGGGACGAUCAAGUCACACACGAUGCCUUAGAAAUUUCAAAAGCUCUGGCUGAUUUUGAGUUCAUCAUGGCGUUGAUUGUGCUCAAGAAUGUUACGACGCUUACCCGGGCCUUUGGGAAGAACGUACAAGGUAACGCAACAGAUGCUCAUUUUGCAGCAGCCAGUUUGAAAGCUGUAUUGCACUCCCUGAAAGAAGUGUCUGACAACAUUGAUGUGUAUCACGAGUUCUGGAGCGAUGAGGCUGUUAAUCUUGCCACUGCCAUGGAGGUCCCAGUUAAGGUUCCUCGGUCGUUCUUGAGGAAGCAUCAGGCAGAAUCUGGAGUCGUUCGGCUGGAGAGCUACUACAAGGAGCACCUGUCUGUUCCUGUAGUGAACCACAUCUUCAGAGAAAUGAAUGAGAUCUUCAGUGAGGAUCACCUGAAGACUCUGAGAUGUCUGUCUCUGGUCCCUGCUGUCAUAGAGCAGCACAAGUCCACAGAACCUGAAGAGGAGAGCGUGCAGAUGUUUAACAGUGACAUCCCCAAUGCAGGCACCCUCUCUGCUGAGCUGCACUGUUGGUGGGUUAAAUGGAGCAAAAAGGGCAAAGGCGAGACAUUGCCAUCCAGCCUCCAUGAAACACUGCAGCUGGCUGAUGUGAAGUUCUUCCCCAACAUGCUGGCCGUGCUGAGACUUAUUGGCGUCCUGCCUACCUUGGCUCUGCAGGACAGCUGUGAUGUGGCGUACAGGCGCUUCAGGGUGUACAUGGAGAACACGCCUGACACAUUUAAAUCAAAAAGCCUCGCUCUUCUGAACAUGAACUACGACGUUGGGUUUGAUCUGGAUUCACUGGUUGAGAUCUACAUGAAGACAUACCCUGACAGGGAGGAGGAGCCUUAGUUGUUACAUGCUAUUUGGGCCUCUGUACAGAUGAGGUGUUUCUUACUUUGUAGCCCUCAAUGUAAAGUAGGAUCUUUUGUUGGCUCUUCUGUUUUUGGUGUAAAAAUGUAGAAAUGCUGUUAUUACAGACAUGUCUGAACUGUUCGUUACCCCUCAACUCACUCCAGUAGUCACUUCUCAUGAUGUUUAUGCUGUGUUCGAAAUAUGUGACAUCAGUGAAUGAACUCCUUACUGGAGAUCCCAGCAGGCUUACUACCUUGUUCUGAUGUGAGUUGCUGAAACUGUUUUUUUACUGUGUCACCCAUAGAUCUGCUGACUUUUAACAAGAAAGUAAGGGGGGGCAGCUAUAACUCCCAGUCUGAAUGUGUGAAUAAAGAGGAAGAAUCUUUGAAUUGUUA